Colias croceus (clouded yellow) is the source of this 1114-nucleotide messenger RNA. RefSeq names its product lysosomal thioesterase PPT2 homolog (gene Ppt2). Gene Ontology annotation, molecular function: thiolester hydrolase activity; palmitoyl hydrolase activity. The record is from RefSeq and is a predicted model, not a curated record. The transcript is spliced from 6 exons. Bases 213 to 1067 code for a protein of 284 amino acids. Lineage: Eukaryota; Metazoa; Arthropoda; Insecta; Lepidoptera; Pieridae. Gene Ontology annotation, cellular component: lysosome.
CUUAGGCUUACUAUUGUUUAUUUUCUUAUUCCAUUUUUAACGCUAUAAUGUCAUAAAGUAUAUUUAAAAUUGAUUUGAAUACGCUGAGUUAACAGUAUCCUAUCGUUUGAUCUUAUAAUAAUCUUUUUUUAUUUAGCCCUGAUAUAAGAAGAAGGAGUUCUAAACGAAUUAAUUUAAAGUUUCUUUGUCCUGCUACGUAAUAUAUUACGAAGAUGACGUUAAAGUUAUCUUUAACCUUGCUUUUGUGUUUCGUACAAUGUUUUGCUUACAAACCCGUGGUUUUAAUUCAUGGAAUAAUGACGGGAAGCGGGAGCAUGGAGAUUAUUUCGCGAAGGAUACAAGAGAAACAUCCUGGAACAAAAAUAUACAAUGUGAAUAGAUUUGAGAGCUGGUCGAGUUUGGAAACCAUGUGGCAUCAAGUCCUGGAAAUAGGGAAAGAUGUAGCAAACAUAUCUAGUCAAUACCCUGAGGGGAUUAAUCUUAUUGGUUACUCCCAGGGUGGUUUGGUAGCUCGUGGUAUCGUUCAGACAUUUCCUAAUGUGUCUGUUGAUACUUUUAUUUCGUUAAGUUCACCGCAGGCCGGACAAUAUGGAGCCGGCUUUUUACACGUCGUCUUUCCAGGAUUAGUGAAGGAAUCGGCAUAUGAGUUGUUUUAUUCACGAGUUGGGCAACACACUUCUGUAGGUAACUACUGGAGGGAUCCAUAUCAUCAACCCCUGUAUGAAAAAUAUAGUGUGUACCUACCGUACAUUAAUAAUCAUAUUGUAUCAGAAAAAUCUAACGAUUUUAAAACAAAUUUACUUCGCUUGAAGAGGCUUGUUCUCAUUGGAGGGCCCGACGAUCAAGUAAUCACUCCUUGGCAAAGUAGUCAAUUCGGGUACUACAACGCAAACGAAACGGUCAUAGAGAUGCGCGGCCAAGACAUAUACACGUUGGACCGCAUUGGGCUGCGAGCGCUCGACACGAGCGGACGUCUACACGUGGUCACUGUGCCCGCAGUUAAUCACUUCAAUUGGCACAUGAAUGUGAGCAUUGUGGAUGAUUAUUUAUUGCCGUAUUUGAAUUAAAUUGUAGUAUAGCUAGCGAAAAUAAUUUUGGGAGGGGGGGGGGGGGA